Molecule: messenger RNA, 563 nt
Organism: Polistes canadensis
Lineage: Eukaryota; Metazoa; Arthropoda; Insecta; Hymenoptera; Vespidae
Exons: 1
Coding region: 86-379 (97 amino acids)
Source: RefSeq, a predicted model, not a curated record
UUAUAUAUUUGAUUGAACAUUAAUAUUGUUAGAAUAUUAACAUAUUUCCGUGUGUAAAUAUAUAUUUUGAUGUUCAUUCUCACAGAUGAGAUUUCACAAGAUUGUCUCGAUCGUUCUUGUUGUAAUAACGAUCGCAUCGGCAUACCCGCAAAAAGAUGGUCAAGUCUUCAGUAAUGAAGCGAUUAGACAAGCUCAAAAUACCUAUCUCAUUCCUAAGGAUGCGACGAUACAAAAAGUUCAGGAAGGAAUAGAAUUAGCUGCAUAUGAAUCGAUUCCUGGAGAUCAAAGGAUAAAUCUUUUUGAAAUACUUGGAGAACACGUACCAUCAGAAGUUGUUAACAAUCUGCAAACUCAAAUUGAUCAAAUAGGGCGAAAUUAGAAUUUAUUGUUCAACAUUAAAUGUGUUGUGUCGAUUUUUCGUUAUCUGACUGUACAAAAUUACUUUUAAUAAUAAGUAUUUUAAUAUGUACUUAUAUAAAAGUAUUUAUAAAUAAGCGAUAAAUUACUCUCUUUCGUGAAUGUAUAUAUAUAUUCAGCUUUUACAUUUUUAUAAAUAAACGCAA